Monosiga brevicollis MX1 is the source of this 936-nucleotide messenger RNA. RefSeq lists its product as uncharacterized. Lineage: Eukaryota; Choanoflagellata; Craspedida; Salpingoecidae. Bases 1 to 936 code for a protein of 311 amino acids. The transcript is spliced from 6 exons. Gene Ontology annotation, molecular function: protein binding. The record is from RefSeq and is a predicted model, not a curated record.
AUGGCCGGAGAACGCUCUGGCAGUGGGGAUGCUGGCUUGCCCGCCGCCCAGCUGGGCGAUUAUGAGCGCCGAGCUGCUCUAGCGGUAGGUGUCGAUCGUGCAGGCUUUGCAACAGAAAGGGACGGCGUGAAUUGGAACUCUGACCCAUGGCUCGAGCUGUUGAACGUGCAGGAGAAGGCGGUUGCGGAGCUUGUGGAACAAGUUGAGCAGCUGGUCAACUUUGAUGCCCACCAGCCGCUCCCGUGGCAGGCGACAUCGUCCCUCGUCAUCGCUGCUCAGAAUGAACAUCGCCAACUGCAGUACCGCUUGCAGCGUUUGGAUCAGGCUAGUGGCGCUGCCACUGCUGCUGCCACUGUCGCCAAUGACUAUUUUACCACCGCGCCAGGGCUGCCUGAAAGCGAUGACGCCCUAUUGGAGGCUCUUCUGUCGGGCAACGAGGCAUUUGCACUGGUGGCGGCGCGACACCGACAUGUGGAUGCCAACGAGCUGGUGGUAUCUGAGCAGCCCUUGCAGGAACCCGCUGCCGCUGCUGCUGCCGCUGCCAGCGACGCUCUGAUGUACCCACCCCAUGCGGGUUUGGCAACGAGCGGCGUAGCAGCAGCCCAGGCGGAUGCCGACCUACUAGCUUGCGUCAAGGCGCGCGAUGCACUAGCCAUCACUCAGCGCCUGCAACAGCCGCACGGCAUGGCUGAGGUCAACGAGGCUGAUUACUGCGGGGAAACACCCUUGCUGGCUGCCGUGGCCAAUGACGACGAAGCCGUGGUUUGCCAGUUGUUGCGAGCCAAUGCCAACGUGCUCGCCCAGGUUCACGUGUGCUUGUGGACGCCGCUGCACCGUGCGGCCGCCCGUGGGAAUGCACGCAUUGUUGAUGUACGUCGUUGUCGCUCGCUGAGCACUGUGCACUGUGCUCCCGUGACGGUUGGUGUGUGGCGUUAG